Molecule: messenger RNA, 854 nt
Organism: Cephus cinctus (wheat stem sawfly)
Lineage: Eukaryota; Metazoa; Arthropoda; Insecta; Hymenoptera; Cephidae
Exons: 2
Coding region: 340-510 (56 amino acids)
Source: RefSeq, a predicted model, not a curated record
ACACUUUGCAAUCUAUUCCGGCUCUUCCUACAUCCGCAAGUGAGAGGUGAAAUACGUGUGUUUUAUAUCCAUUAAUAUAAUAAACUACAAGUAUACAUUCAAUAUAUUUCAUUCUCAUUCGACUCAAGUAGAACCAUGCCAUUGUAGGCUCCAACACUAGCCUUACUUUUAGCGCUCUAGCAUAGCCUGUCUCUAUCGUUUUCUAGUCUAUGCAUGUGAUUGCCGGUCGUGAAGUAUAUGACAGAUACGGUGAACAAGAGGGAAGAGUAAGGUACAAAGUUCUGCGGAGUAUGAUUACGGUGCGCGAGUGCAUGCCACUUCAAUAUCAAUUUCUUCAAUAUGGCAACGGUCGAAGACGAUUCUUUUCAGAACCUUAAAUCGCAUUCUAUGCAUCCAGCCGAGAAGCUUGAAUGGGUUCCGUUAUCUCUCACAUUAGUGGAGUAUCCUCAUGCAAGUCUGGCGUGUCCGAUUUUCGGCGUUUACGAAGAGAUCGCGGGCCGAGGCGGAUAAUUUGAUGAAAGUAGAAAUGGUGAUUAAAGUUAUACUUGCAUUGGUGGUGGCGAAUUCUAACACUUAAGAAAUGUGAUAAAAAGUUGAAAUAUUCAUUGUUCAUCAUAUUUUAACUUGUUUGUUUAUAAAAUUUACAAAUAUUAGUUGAAAUAGGAGUGUUUCGAAUUCAAUUUUCACCAAAUUGGGUGGGAAUAGCUAAGUUACAAGGAAAUUAAGAAAAUUUGUGUUGCAUAUUGAUAGUAAAGCUUACUUAUUACAUGUAAUUUAAUAAUACAUUUGGUAUUUUAGAGAAAUACAGAAAACUUGAAGCUAAGUCUUUAGUUUAGCAUAGAAUUAAAUAAACU